Molecule: messenger RNA, 1711 nt
Organism: Magnolia sinica
Lineage: Eukaryota; Viridiplantae; Streptophyta; Magnoliopsida; Magnoliales; Magnoliaceae
Exons: 1
Coding region: 148-1590 (480 amino acids)
Molecular function (GO): protein binding
Source: RefSeq, a predicted model, not a curated record
UUUCCUUCCUCUCUCUCUCUCUCAACCGUCCACGCUUCUCCCUCACACCUCCCUCCCACCACCUCCAUGGACUCAAAACCCAAACCCUAGAAAAAGAAAAAAGGAAGAAAAAUCCCACACCUCUCUGCUCUCCUCUAACCUGCGCGGAUGGAGAACUACUCCUACUCCUCCUACCCAGACUCCGGCGACUCCUCACCGAGGUCACGUGAGAUCGACUGCGAGAACGCCUCCUUCGACGAGCCGCUUCCUCCCAACUACAAGGUGAAAUUCAUGUGUAGCUAUGGCGGCAAGAUCCAGCCCCGGCCUUUCGACAAUCAGCUGUCCUACGUUGGUGGGGACACGAAGAUCAUGGCUGUUGAUCGCCACAUCCGCUUUCCAACUCUCAUCUCCAAGCUCAACUCCCUUAUCGACACCGAAGAUCCCUCCUCCAUCUGCUUCAAGUAUCAGCUCCCGGGCGAAGAUCUCGACGCUCUCAUCUCCGUCACCAACGACGAGGAUCUUGAGCACUUGAUGCUCGAGUACGACCGUCUCCACCGCGCUUCGUCCAAACCUGCUCGCCUCCGCCUCUUCCUCUUCUCCGUCAGCCCUCCGAUCUCCGCCCCAGCCUCCGAUCCCAAGUCCGACCGGCAGUGGUUUGUCGACGCGCUGAAUUCCGCGCCGACUCCUCCGCCGAUCCAAUCGAUCGAUGUUUCGUCGCCGCCUGCUGCCGUCGGUACUCCCGAUUUUCUGUUCGGGUUUGAUAAGUCGUCCGCUGCCGCUGCUGCUGCGGCGGGGAAAUUGCAAGAUCAGGCGGUGGAAUCGACGGUCGUGGAGACUGCCCCGUUGGAGAAUCUGGCUGGAUCGGAGCUAGCGAAGGAGGUCGCGGCGGAAUCAGCAGCCGAGAUCCAGCGGCAGAUCCAGGAUCUGCACAGAAUGCAGAUCGCGAACCAAGAACAGGGGGUUUUCCAGCGGCGGAGCGACGAGGGCCUGCCGAGGGCUUUCCCCGGGGAUUUCUACAUUCAGAAGCCGCCGGAGAAGACGGUGCCACCGCCCGCGCCUGCGCCGGCGCCUGCGCCCGCGCCGGUGCCGGCGCCGGCAACCGUCCCGGUCCCGACCGCUGUUCCGCAGGGCUACUGGCAAGAGAGGCAGAUGAUGCAAGCCAGCGGCUAUGCCCCCGCAGCGGCGACGGGCGUGGACCAGCCGGUCUACUUCGUGUCAUCGCCGGCGGGGGUUUAUCAACCCGCGCCCGUACGCCCGGUGACCAGCCAGGUCGGUCAGGGGUACUACGUGCAGAGGAUGGUGCCAGACGUUUACCGGGAACAGGCGGUGUACAGCAUGGGCCCACCCCCGCCAGCCGUGCAGAAGGUGGGGCCGGGGCCGUACGUCGAUGGGGGCAUGGGGGUCGUACGGCCUCAGGUUGCCGAUGCGGGGGCGUAUGCGCAGAUGGCUUACGAUAGCGCAGGAAGGCAGCUAUACUACACUACGCCAGGGGGUGUAAUGCCCGCGUACCAGACGAUGGCAGCAGCUACAACCAACGUGGACGUGAGACAGGCUGGUGGGGCCUUGAAUCCGGAGGGAAAGGUGGGUAAGCCUACAACUCAAGCUUCUUGAUAUUCACCUAUGGGCUUUUUUUAAGUGUCUAUUUGUAGUUUGGCUUUCUGGUUUGGUAUAUAUAUGUGGAGAAAACAAGAUAUUAAUAUAUUAUAUUAAUUGGCAUUUGAUUUUAGAAUAA